Prosopis cineraria is the source of this 1255-nucleotide messenger RNA. Its product is annotated as peroxidase 4-like. Gene Ontology annotation, molecular function: heme binding; peroxidase activity. The coding region runs from base 60 to 1043 and encodes 327 amino acids. Lineage: Eukaryota; Viridiplantae; Streptophyta; Magnoliopsida; Fabales; Fabaceae. Gene Ontology annotation, biological process: response to oxidative stress; hydrogen peroxide catabolic process. The transcript has 4 exons. The record is from RefSeq and is a predicted model, not a curated record.
CAAAUUUUCACAGAACAUCACCAGAGCAUCGCGUGAUUGUAUAACAAUCAGAACAAAAAAUGGGUGCUUCUUCAAGGUCUUCAUCUUGUUCAGCCAUUGUUGAGUUGGCUUUCUUGUUGAUGAUGAUGGUGACCGGAAGCUACUCUGCCCAGCUCUCUCCAAACUUCUAUUCAAAGAGCUGUCCAAAGGUUUUCAAAAGUGUGAAUUCUGUGGUUCAUUCUGCCAUCUCCAAAGAACAUCGCAUGGGAGCUUCUCUCCUUCGCCUCUUCUUCCAUGACUGCUUCGUCAAUGGGUGCGAUGCCUCAGUACUGCUGGAUGACACAGGUUCGUUCAAAGGAGAGAAGAAUGCUCUCCCAAACAAGAACUCACUGAGGGGGUUUGAAGUGAUCGAUGCUAUAAAGUCGAAGGUGGAGAAAGAAUGCCCCGGCAUCGUCUCCUGUGCUGAUAUUGUAGCCAUUGCUGCUCGUGACUCUGUUGUUCUCCUCGGAGGACCUGCGUGGAAAGUGAAGCUGGGAAGAAGAGAUUCAAAAACGGCUAGCUUGGCUGCCGCAAACAGUGGGGCCAUCCCAUCUCCUUUUUCUUCACUCACCACUCUCAUCUCCAACUUUAAAUCUCACGGCCUCUCUGCCAGGGACAUGGUUGCCUUAUCCGGAGCGCACACAAUAGGGAAGGCAAGGUGUUCAAGUUUCAGGGGUCGGAUCCACAACGAGACCGACAUCGACAAAUCAUUCGCAAACGCGAGGAGGAGGACAUGUCCUGCAAAAACCGGAUCAGGAGAUAACAACGUUGCAAACCUCGACUUCGUCACUCCCAACUACUUCGACAACCAAUACUUCAAGAACCUCAUCGCCAAGAGGGGUCUGCUUCACUCUGAUCAGGUCCUCUUCAAUGGCGGCGCCACCGAUUCACUGGUUCGAGCCUACAGUAAGGAUGCCAGGGCCUUCCAUGCUCACUUCGUCGCUGCCAUGAUCAAGAUGGGAGAUAUCAAACCCUUGACUGGCUCAAACGGACAGAUCAGGAGGAACUGUAGGAGGGUGAAUUAGGAUUUAGAUAAAAUAAUUAAUACGUGGGAUUUUUUCUUAUCAUUAUCAUUAUUUUGUCGCGCCCACAUGACUUGUGUUUGUGUGAGUUGGAGUGAUUUCUUACCAAGUUGUGAAUUCUUGUGUUUUGUUUUUUUUUUUUUUUUCUUGGAAUUGUAUUUUACCGUAAGGCUAGAGUACUUGUGUAUGGCAAUGUUUCAGUUUCAUGUUCUUCA